CAUUGGCUAUCGACAGUUCGAAAGGCAGGAUCCGCGCUUUUGGUAUAAAUAGAGAUGCUAUCUAAAUUUGAUUCCAAAUUUUGUUAUAAAGUGUUCAGUGUAGGAAACGAAAAUUUCAGAAGAACGAUGGGGUCGACUUUGUAUGAUUAUUUUUCGAACGUGGUUGGAAAAUCGACCCCAAAAAGCGGGUGCCAGACAGGUGACAAGCAGUCGAGUGUUUGCAUCAAUAAACUCAAAAUGGAUAGCGUGGAAAGAGAUCGCCUUGGAUUGUGGGGAAACGGAGAUAAUGUGGUACCCGGCCGAGCUUCCGGUUUGGACCGGAUCCGACAUCCCGGAUUGAAUAAGGGUAUGGCCUUUACUUUCGAAGAACGUCAGACGCUUGGCAUUCACGGACUUUUACCUCCAAAGGUCAAGACACAGGAAGAACAAAUAUUCCAUUGUAAAUUGUGUUUGGAUAGAUUAGACGACAACCUGAACAAGUAUUUGUAUUUGAUGGGCUUACUAGACCGUAACGAAAAACUCUUCUACAGUUUAGUACGAAAAUAUGUCGAAGACAUUAUGCCUUUGGUGUAUACUCCAGUAGUAGGAUUAGCCUGUCAAAACUUUGGAUUAGUUUACAGGAGGCCCAGAGGCCUUUUUAUCACUCUUUACGACAAAGGCCAUGUGUAUGAAGUUUUGAAAAAUUGGCCUGAGACAGAUGUACGAGUCAUAGUAGUAACAGACGGAGAGCGUAUUUUGGGACUAGGAGACCAAGGCGCAUGUGGUAUGGGUAUCCCAAUUGGCAAACUCUCGCUCUACACCGCACUAGCAGGCAUCAAACCGCAUCAAUGCCUCCCAAUCACGAUCGAUGUCGGAACCAACAACGAAGGUCACCUCAAAGACCCUCUUUACAUCGGCCUAAAACAAAACAGAGUCAGAGGACAAGAGUACGACGACUUGAUAGACGAAUUCAUGAGAGCCGUGGUCCAAAGAUACGGCCAGAACACGCUCAUACAGUUCGAAGACUUCGGGAAUGCCAAUGCGUUCCGACUGUUGGAGAAGUACCGCAACUCGUACUGCACCUUCAACGACGAUAUCCAGGGAACUGCCAGCGUGGCUGUGGCUGGACUCCUGGCUUCGUUGAGAAUCACCAAGACGAAAUUGAGCGACAAUGUCCUGGUGUUCCAAGGAGCCGGGGAGGCUAAUCUGGGGAUUGCGCAGCUCUGCACCAUGGCGAUGGUGGCGGAAGGUAUAAGCGAAGAGAAGGCGAGGCAGAAGAUUUGGAUGGUGGAUUCAAAAGGAUUGAUUGUCAAGGACAGACCUGAAGGUGGAAUAUCUUCUCACAAAGCACUCUACGCGCAUCCUCAUGCACCUAUUAAAACUCUCACAGAAGUCGUUAAAACCAUCAAACCGUCCAUCUUAAUUGGAGCAGCCGCAGUUGGAGGGGCGUUCACAACAGAGAUUUUGGAAGAAAUGGGCAGAAAUAACAAACGACCAGUUAUUUUCGCACUCAGCAACCCCACGAGCAAAGCUGAAAGUACUGCAGAGGAAGCUUAUAGAGCAACCAAUGGUACAGCUAUUUUUGCUAGCGGAAGUCCUUUCGAUCCCGUAACUAUUAAUGGCAAAACCCUCGUUCCUGGACAGGGAAAUAAUUCGUACAUAUUCCCUGGUGUUGGUUUGGCCGCUGUUUGUGCAGGAAUCAAGAAUAUUGGGGAGGAUCACUUCUUGAUAGCCGCAGAAGCAUUGUGUGAGUUGGUGACACAAGAAGACUUGGACAAAGGAAGUAUUUACCCUCCUCUAUCUGAAAUCCUGAACUGUUCUGUGAAAAUAGCUGUGAAGAUAAUCGAAUAUGCUUAUAAGAAAGGAAAUGCUUCUGUAUUUCCCGAACCAGAAGACAAGGAAGCUUUUGUUAAAGCUCAAAUGUACAACACAGACUACCAACCAGCUUUACCUUCCACUUACCCAUUUCCAAAGUUGUAAAACAAUUUGUCAAUCAUUCGUUUGUGUGUGAUCUCAAAAUUGAAUAUUGAGUGUAAUGUUUUGUUGACCAAAUAUGUAUAUUGGAGAUCAGUGUAUUUAAUUUUCCAUAGUAGACGGUACAGUUAGCUGUUACCUAUUAUUUAUUCAGAUGUAUUGUGAUAGUUUGCAAAUUUAUAUAUUUUAUUUGGUUACAUUAAAAAAAAUAAAAUUAUUUCAUUCAC
Leptinotarsa decemlineata (Colorado potato beetle) is the source of this 2180-nucleotide messenger RNA. It is a transcript of the gene Men, whose product is annotated as NADP-dependent malic enzyme. The record is from RefSeq and is a predicted model, not a curated record. Gene Ontology annotation, molecular function: malate dehydrogenase (decarboxylating) (NADP+) activity; NAD binding. NCBI's taxonomy places the organism in Eukaryota, Metazoa, Arthropoda, Insecta, Coleoptera, Chrysomelidae. Gene Ontology annotation, cellular component: mitochondrion. Gene Ontology annotation, biological process: pyruvate metabolic process; malate metabolic process.